GCGGACAUCCUGACCAGACACGAGCGUGGACAAAAGGGAGGUUCAGGAGAGGACACUGCUGAAGGGGCCAGAGGAGAAAGUGUGCACUUCCUUCAAGAUGGAAACUGCCCAGGAGCGCAAGCCAAAAAGGCCACACUAUAUCCCCCGACCGCCAGGCAAGCCCUUUAAGUACCAGUGUUUCCAGUGUCCUUUCACCUGCAACGAAAAGUCCCAUCUCUUCAACCACAUGAAAUACAACCUGUGUAAAAACUCCAUCUCUCUGAUGUCCCAGAAAAGUGGUCAGACAGCCCGACAGGUCAAGGCUAUAGCAAAAGGAGUCUCUUUAAAAUCAAAGGAGUGUCCAAGCCCUCCACUGACAUCUCAAAACAACAGCCCUGAAAAACAGGCAGCUGAGGAAAACGAGGCUGAGAGCAAAGACGACACUGAAGAUGUAGACAUUGGGCGUGACAGCCCGUUCAUUAAGGACAGCCAGAGUGUGACAAAAUCAAAUACAGAGGCAGAGAGUGAGAACAGCGAGAGCUAUGAGGCCAAGUCUCUGCCCCGCCCUUCUGCUUUCUCCCCUGUCACACCCAAAAAUGACAGCACAGAGGCCCUGAAGUCACCUGUGAAACAGUCAGAGGAUCUGCCAGCUUCUGCUCCCUCUUUCAACCACCCAGGAUUCCAAUGGGGCACUAUUUCACCAUCCAUGCCCUUAAAACCGUUCCCUCCUCCUUUUGUUCCAGAAUACCCUCCUUAUUUGCUGCCUGAUCGGCCGUUGUAUCCACCAUACUACCUCACAGGAAACCACAGCAGCGAGUCAAACUCUUCCUCCUUCCGGCCACAGUUCUUGGAUCCUCAGAGGCCUGUUGUACCACAACCCAUUACUCCACCUCACCUCUUCCCCCCAUACCCAUACAGAUACUGCCACCCUCUUAAUCCUGCCCCUCCUCUACAUUACACCCUGUACAGGCCUCAUGAGCUCUCUAUGCCAAUCACAGGACACAGAUAUCUUCCUUUGGACUUGUAUGGCCCAGCAAUUGGGCCCAAGGAUUAUGACUUAUACAUGCAUUCACAUCCCAGCCACAACAGUCUCAACACAUCUAUGAAAGAGGAGAGCAACCAUGGGCAAAGUGGAGACAAGGAAACCAGGCUAAGUCCUAAAGAGGGAUGUUCAGCCUUGGGGUCCCCUGACAGACCAAGUCAUGCACAUUUAAUCCAGAAAGACACAGAUGCUCCCCACUACACUGAUAUAGGUGUGUUGCAUACAUUCACCCAACAUGAACACACAGCUAAUGAUGUGCAGCAUGCUGACACUGAUGAGAGGCGGGAAGAGUCUGCAGAAAGCUUGCUGCAGUUAAGAAACCUGCAUGUGGAUGGAAGAUCAUCUGAAAUGAGCAAAUACUACACUUCGUCUGCUCCUGAGCCUCUACCUGAAACAAUGUCAGAAAAGGAUACUGAGGCCAACAGAGAAGAUCUGACACCCCUCAACCUUUCGAUGAGAAAUCAGGAGAGAGAGAGCAGCUCCUCUGACAACAGGUACUCUGAUACAGAGAACUUAAAGGUGGUAGAGUUGCCCCUGAACCUGAGCCUGAGAGCCUCUCACAGCAGCCCUGCACACAGCUCUACCCUGAGCCCUUCAGAGGAUCCUCUGCAGGACACUGAGCAGGAGGAAGAGCCAUUCGACCAGCGGCAGACUGCAGCUCUAGCCCUCUGUCAGCUAGCCAUUGCAAGCUCUGCUGCCUCUUCAUGUGACUUCAGUGCUGCAGAUGGGCUCUCAGAGGCUAAAAGGCCUGACUCUCCAAAGAAGACCAAACACGCAACUAAGACUAAAGCAGCUGGCAUGAAAAGAGCAAGUAGUGGCCAGGCUGAAAGCAACUGCCAUAAACCAAAUAAGAGAGCAAAAGCAGCAGGGCGGGCUCUGAGGAGAAGGCUUCGUUGCUGCUAACAACACUGACUGUUUUGAUAAUUCAUAACAAGGACAGAAUAUCUUUACUGCUAAAAGCCCGAACGGGACAAAUAUGAACUAUCAAAAAUUAAUAUAAAAACUAUAAUCAAGCACUGAAAAAUCUAGUUAUUCUAGCAAGAGAAUGUGACUGUGUAAUAUCUAUUGUAUAGCACUGCUGUAAAACUGUUUGAUAGAUUAAAUUGUAAGGGGUAUUUGCAUUUAUUUUGUGUAUUGAUUUCACACGUGACUGUAAAAGGUGAAAGGCAAGUUUUAUGUAGGUUCUCAUU
Messenger RNA from Cheilinus undulatus (humphead wrasse), 2211 nucleotides. It is a transcript of the gene znf750, whose product is annotated as zinc finger protein 750. The transcript has 3 exons. The record is from RefSeq and is a predicted model, not a curated record. Gene Ontology annotation, biological process: epidermis development; positive regulation of transcription by RNA polymerase II. Gene Ontology annotation, cellular component: nucleus. Gene Ontology annotation, molecular function: RNA polymerase II cis-regulatory region sequence-specific DNA binding; DNA-binding transcription activator activity, RNA polymerase II-specific; promoter-specific chromatin binding. Lineage: Eukaryota; Metazoa; Chordata; Actinopteri; Labriformes; Labridae. Bases 98 to 1924 code for a protein of 608 amino acids.